AUUAUAAUAAUCAAUACAUUCAUUUUUUAUAGCUUUAAAAUAACCAUAUAUAUAAUAUUUGUGCCGUCUUCUUGAACUUUGGAAGAUGGUAAAUCAAAACAACGGGUCUUGGCCUCCACUACUUGCAAUAAUAUAAAAAAAACCAUCAGUACCAUAAACAAUUUACUACUGUAGUUUAUUGGUUGCACGUAAUCCUUAUUUACAAUUUCUCAAAAACAUAAUUUGUGUUCGGUUCUUAGUUCACAGUUGAAGAAUAAGUAAAUUAUGUAAAAGUUUUAUGUCUAGUUGAAGGAAGCGACUCGGUCGCUAUGUGAGCAUGUUAUGAGUGAAAGGUUCUGAAAUGUCGUGGGGGUAAUUUGGACAAUUUGGUUGUAAUCAAUCAAAACAAUGGUUCCUGCACCGAGCUGCCCCAAUACCUGGGACUACUGGACGACGUCCCCGUCCUAUAUCGUGGACUUGACAUGUCUGCUGCCCAACUCUGUUUACAUUCCUAUCACACCAAAUUGGGACGCAACACUGCAUGACGUGAAGGAGGAGCUAUGGAUGAAAGCAGCGAGAUAUCCCCUAUUUGGGAUGCUGCACGAGAUGUCCGACUAUGUGUUCCAAUUCAUAAACUCAUUGGCGGUUCUCGAGGAGGUGAACGACGAGAACAAACGCCUCCGAGACAUCAAACCCACCUUCGGGGUGCUCAAGAUCGUGGAACGGUCUAUGAGGCCCGGGGAACAGUUCCUUAAUAUGCAAAUAAGUCAUUUAAUUGGAAAAGGUCUAAACGAGUUCGACAACCUCCGAAGUUCAGAAGUGAAUGACUUUCGGACCCGAACCCGAUACAUAGCAGAAGAGAGUCUUGUAAAGCGCGCCAGAGCAACCCCACUAGAGAGGCUACGGUACCAGUGUCCGCCGAGGCUAGCCAAGAGUCACGUCGUGCAUCGGACGUUGCAGAGUCAUCUUAAGAGCAACAAGUUCUUUAUGAGUACCACCUUCGUUGAUAUAGACUUUACCACAACGACAAACGCGCCAGCGAUGUCCACACCAAAACAACACAUAGAAUACAUUCUCCACAAAAAGGUCAAAGAGUACUUCAUGCGGCACUCCAGCCAGGACAAGAACAAAUACGUACUGAAAGUGGCGGGACGCGAGGAGUACCUCUUGGGAGACCACCCGCUGAUACAGUUUCUCUAUAUACAGGAGACGCUGUUGAGAAACGAUGUGCCGCAUGUGAUGAUCGUGAAUAUUGACAAGCUGUCGUUGUCUGUGGGCGACUCCCGAUACCUAGUAGAAUCAAGAGGGCGACUAGCCUCCGAACCUCCGACCGGUACCAUGCGAAGGAUACGUCAAGAAGAGUACCUCUCCUCAUGGAGCGUGGAACAGAACUACACCUGUACAGUCCAGAGCGUGGGAGGACUCAACGUGGACACUAACAAACUCGUCGAGGUGGUCUGCCAAGCCGGCAUCUUCCACGGAGGCAAACCUAUCUGCGAACCGCAGAAAACCACAAUGGCGCCGGUUUCGAAUGAGGGCGUCGCAAAAUGGGACCAGGCACUCACCUUCCCGAUCAAAGUACUGAAUAUACCGCGCAUGGCGAGACUGUGCUUCGUCAUAUACUCCACUUCAGAGGUCUACAAGAGUAAUAAGAGCAAGAAGGGGAAGAAAGACACUACCAAGGACGACAUAAACAAAUUAGCGUGGGCGAACACGAUGAUAUUCGACUACAAGAACCUCCUCCGGACAGACGGCGUGACGCUCUUCAUGUGGACAUACGUCGCCGACGAGACGCAAGACGAAAUGUUACUACACCCGCUGGGCACCGUUGUGUCCAACCCGAAUACGGACUCCUGUGCGGCGCUGCAAGUGCGAUUCUCAGACUAUGAAUGCCCGUACCAAAUAAUGUUCCCAUCGCCGGACACAGUGCGAGAGCGCGCCGAGUUCCCCGAAAACGGCUCGCCCGAAGUAGUCGCGCGGCUAGCGAGAGACUUGGACUCGCCGCUAUACAAGGACCCCCUCUAUGAGAUGCACGAACUGGAGAAGAAAGACAUCUGGGCUUCCAGACGAUACUUCCGCGACGCAGCACCCCAACUCCUGUCCAAACUCCUCGCGUGCGUCGAAUGGGGCGAGCAAGUGGACUCUGCGAGCGUCGUCCAUAUGAUGUCGGACUGGCCCAUGCUUCCCGUUGAAUCUGCGCUGGAACUACUAGACUACGCGUAUGCUGACGCGGCCGUGCGCAGCUUCGCCGUCAAGUGCCUCGCCAAGAUCACGGACGAGGAACUGCUCCUGUACCUGUUACAACUUGUGCAAGCGCUGAAACACGAGUCGUACCUGAUGUGCGACCUAGCACUAUUCCUUCUCCAGCGGGCUUUCAACAACAUGACUAUUGGACACUACCUCUUCUGGCUUUUAAGAUCGGAAAUGCACGUAUCGUCUGUGUCGAUACGAUUCGGUUUGGUUCUGGAGGCGUACUGCCGCGGCAGCCAAGACCACGUGGACGCGUUACUACGGCAGAUCAGCUGUUUGGACAAACUCAAGUGGCUAAACAACAUGGUGAAAAAGCGCAACAAAGACAGCAUAAUCAAAGCGCGGGCAGCCACACUGCAGUUGCUCCAAGAGGACCACUGCCGAGAAACCUUGUGCAACUUCGUGUCGCCUCUCAACCCCAGCUUCGUGUGCAAAUCUAUUCGGCCAGAGAAGUGUAAAGUCAUGGACAGUAAAAUGCGCCCCCUGCAGCUCGAGUUCGAGAACAUCGAGUCCUGCGGGCCGGAUAUCCGGAUAAUCCUCAAGAUUGGCGACGACCUGCGGCAGGACAUGUUCACGCUGCAGAUGCUUAGGAUCAUGGAUAGUCUAUGGAAGAAUGAGGGAUACGAUUUCCGAUUGAACCCUUACAACUGCAUAUCGUUAGACAACAACGUAGGCAUGAUCGAGGUGGUAGACGACGCAGAGACCGUCGCCAACAUACAGAAGCUGAAAGCUAAAGUCAACGUUGCUUCCACCAUCUCCAAAGCCAAUCUAUUCCAAUGGCUUCGAGAACACAAUGCACCGGAAUCCAGCUUCAACAAAGCCGUGGAGGAGUUCACGAUGAGCUGCGCUGGCUACUGUGUCGCGACUUACGUCAUGGGCAUCGCUGACCGCCAUCCCGACAACAUCAUGGUCAAAAAGAACGGACAGCUAUUCCACAUAGACUUCGGCCACUUCCUGGGGCACUUCAAGCAGAAGUUCGGGUUCAAGCGAGAGCGCGUGCCGUUCGUGUUGACGCACGACUUCAUCCACGUCAUCAACAAGGGCGAGCGCGGCUCCGGCGUCAACGAGCCGCUGCACUUCAAGAUAUUCCGCGAGCACUGCGAGACGGCGUUCAAGAUCCUACGGCGGCACGGGCACCUCAUCCUGUCACUGUUCUCCAUGAUGAUCUCCACGGGCCUGCCCGAACUCAAGUCUGAGAAGGACCUGCAGUACCUACGAGAUACCCUAGUACUAGACUUAUCAGAAGAGAAAGCGCUCGAGCACUUCCGUCUCAAGUUCACCGAGGCCGUCAAGAACACGUGGAUGACGUCAUUCAACUGGGCCUUCCACAACUUCGACAAGAACAACUGACAGCGGCCCGGCCAGCGCCGCCGCCCGCCGUCCAAGUACUCGCCGCAGACGCUGUAGCGAGGGACUGAAUAAGGUUCCAAUUGCUGGGGGAUUGAGUGCGCAUUACAACUUUUUCAAAUUAAAUUUACCCGCUAUUCUUACGUUAAAGUUUUAACUCUGCGAGUAAAUGAAGAUACACAAUUCUCAAGAAGAAGAGCACAUGAAACUGCUCAAGUGUUUGUGCCACUUUUAGUAAGUGAGUAAAUGAUUUAGAUUAAAAUUCCCAAAAAUACAUACGACCGUAUGCAAAGAGCGUUUCUGGUGUCGCGUUGAG
This is a messenger RNA of Leguminivora glycinivorella, 3892 nucleotides long. It is a transcript of the gene Pi3K92E, whose product is annotated as phosphatidylinositol 4,5-bisphosphate 3-kinase catalytic subunit delta isoform. Gene Ontology annotation, biological process: phosphatidylinositol-mediated signaling; phosphatidylinositol 3-kinase/protein kinase B signal transduction; phosphatidylinositol-3-phosphate biosynthetic process. The transcript has 19 exons. Gene Ontology annotation, molecular function: 1-phosphatidylinositol-3-kinase activity; 1-phosphatidylinositol-4-phosphate 3-kinase activity. NCBI's taxonomy places the organism in Eukaryota, Metazoa, Arthropoda, Insecta, Lepidoptera, Tortricidae. Gene Ontology annotation, cellular component: phosphatidylinositol 3-kinase complex; cytoplasm; plasma membrane. The record is from RefSeq and is a predicted model, not a curated record. Bases 388 to 3579 code for a protein of 1063 amino acids.